UGCUGUACGGCUGAAGCCGUGUUCCGCUGCAACGUGGGGUUGUUUUGUGUUUAUGACAUUUCUCUCUUGUAAAACGGCUGAUGUAAUCCCUUAAAACAUAACAAACUCCGUGGAAAUUUGCACUUGUCCCUGAAGUAAGAGAUGGGGAAACCAAAGAAAAGGAGUGAUCUCAGCCGGGCGGAGCUGAUGAUGAUGACCAUAGCUGAUGUUAUCAAACAGCUGGUUGAAGCUCACGAAGAGGGCAAAGAUAUUAAUCUAAAUAAAGUGAAGACAAAGACUUCAGCUAAAUAUGGACUUGAAGCUCAGCCACGAUUGGUUGACAUUAUCGCUGCCGUUCCACCACAGUAUCGUCGUGCUCUGGUGCCAAAGCUGAAGGCCAAACCCAUCCGCACUGCCAGUGGGAUUGCAGUUGUGGCUGUGAUGUGCAAACCUCAUCGAUGUCCACACAUCAGCUUUACUGGCAACAUCUGCGUUUAUUGUCCUGGUGGCCCAGACUCGGACUUUGAGUACUCUACACAGUCUUACACCGGCUAUGAGCCAACAUCAAUGAGAGCGAUCCGAGCCCGCUAUGAUCCCUACCUGCAGACCAGGCAUCGAGUGGAGCAGCUGAAGCAGCUGGGUCACAGUGUGGACAAAGUGGAGUUCAUUGUGAUGGGAGGGACCUUCAUGGCUCUGCCUGAGGACUACAGAGACUACUUCAUAAGAAACCUGCAUGAUGCGUUGUCAGGACACACAUCCAACAACGUGGCAGAGGCCGUCAGGUACUCUGAGCGUAGCAACACCAAGUGUGUAGGAAUAACCAUCGAGACGCGGCCCGACUACUGCCUGAAGCGACACCUCAGCGACAUGCUGGGCUACGGCUGCACGCGGCUGGAGAUAGGAGUCCAGAGUGUGUAUGAAGAUGUAGCUCGUGACACCAACAGAGGCCAUACGGUGCGGGCUGUUUGUGAGUCUUUUCACCUUUCAAAGGAUGCCGGCUUCAAAGUUGUUGCCCACAUGAUGCCGGAUCUGCCUAACGUGGGCAUGGAGAGGGAUGUGGAGCAGUUUAUCGAGUUUUUUGAGAAUCCAGCGUUCAGGCCCGAUGGUUUGAAGCUGUACCCAACACUGGUGAUCCGGGGCACAGGUCUGUAUGAGCUCUGGAAGACGGGACGGUACAAGAGCUACACACCCAGUGCCCUGGUAGACCUUGUGGCUCGCAUCCUGGCUCUGGUACCACCCUGGACUCGAGUCUACCGGGUGCAGAGGGACAUCCCCAUGCCGCUGGUGAGCUCUGGAGUGGAGCACGGCAACCUGAGAGAGUUGGCUCUGGCCAGGAUGAAGGACAUGGGCACUGAGUGUCGAGAUGUCCGAACCAGAGAAGUUGGCAUUCAGGAGAUCCACCACAAAGUCAGACCUUACCAGGUGGAGCUGGUGCGGAGAGAUUAUGUGGCGAAUGGUGGCUGGGAGACCUUCCUGUCCUACGAGGAUCCUGAGCAGGACAUCCUGAUAGGCUUGCUCCGUUUGCGUCGCUGCUCUCCACAGUCCUUCCGUCCAGAGCUCAAAGGAGACGUGUCUAUUGUCCGUGAGCUGCAUGUCUAUGGGAGCGUGGUGCCUGUCAGCAGCCGAGACCCCAGCAAGUUCCAGCACCAGGGUUUUGGGAUGAUGCUGAUGGAGGAGGCAGAGAGAAUCGCCAGAGAUGAGCACGGCUCAAGUAAACUGGCUGUUAUCUCAGGUGUGGGAACACGGAACUACUACAGGAAGAUGGGCUAUGAGCUGGAGGGGCCAUAUAUGGUGAAGGACCUGUAUGGACCUGAAGUGGACUGAGAAAGGAAAAGGCUUUUUUUCUGGACGUUUUUUUCUGGAUGUUUACUGGCAAAAGUACUUGCAAAUAUUAUUUAUCAAGGUAAUAUUCUCAGGACAUGCUAGCUGCUGUUUGAGACUUUUCUUCUAGCAUCAGAGAAUAUAACAGUUGGGUUGCUUUCUAUUUUAAGUGCACAUUUCCUCCUCUUGAACAUGAGAGGACAGAGUGAAAGGGUGUUGAAAAUAACAUGCAGGUAUCCUUACUCCACCACACGAACAGAGUGUUUUAAUGCUCUUAAAUGAAUCAUACUUUUUGGUUGAAGGAAAAUUUGAUUCUGUUGGUAUUUUUCAGAUAUUUUUUACACUUUUUAUCUGGCAGAAGAAACAUGUUUAGUAUCACAGUUGGAGUCCAUCAUGUUUAUGUUGCAAUUAAAUAUAAAGCCUAUUAUGAGCCGAGUAUUCGUUAAUGGUUGGCAGUGGAUGAAUGAACAGUGGGAAGUAUCCUCGCUGGGCAGCCGUUGUGUAAUUGCACAUUUUAAAUUUAUAGGGCAGGAAAUUGAAUAUUAGCGUUACAUAAAUAGCUUUUUAAAGCCUCACAGUUAAUCCUGUUUCUUGUUUUUCUGUCAUGCAUCCUUGGGCUUCAUGUGUUCUGGCUGCACACAUCACUUGACCAUUUAAUUUUGAAGAAUAAAGUAUAUUUCUGUUA
Messenger RNA from Cheilinus undulatus (humphead wrasse), 2485 nucleotides. It is a transcript of the gene elp3, whose product is annotated as elongator acetyltransferase complex subunit 3. Lineage: Eukaryota; Metazoa; Chordata; Actinopteri; Labriformes; Labridae. Gene Ontology annotation, molecular function: acyltransferase activity, transferring groups other than amino-acyl groups; iron-sulfur cluster binding. The record is from RefSeq and is a predicted model, not a curated record. The transcript has 15 exons. Gene Ontology annotation, cellular component: cytoplasm; elongator holoenzyme complex; nucleus. Gene Ontology annotation, biological process: tRNA wobble base 5-methoxycarbonylmethyl-2-thiouridinylation. Bases 142 to 1803 code for a protein of 553 amino acids.